Molecule: messenger RNA, 2619 nt
Organism: Jaminaea rosea
Lineage: Eukaryota; Fungi; Basidiomycota; Exobasidiomycetes; Microstromatales
Exons: 2
Coding region: 54-2282 (742 amino acids)
Biological process (GO): Golgi organization; intra-Golgi vesicle-mediated transport; intracellular protein transport
Cellular component (GO): COG complex; cis-Golgi network; membrane
Source: RefSeq, a predicted model, not a curated record
CCUCCCUUCCUUCCACUCCGGACAAGCGCCAACGACACGAUUCACUCACGGCAAUGGCGUCAGCAGGGGGUGACGCUCGACUCAACCUGGAAGCAUGGUCGCGCGAUCUGCUGGGAGAUGCACAGCUAGAGAAUGUGGCGCAUCUGGCCGCUUGGUGCCAACAGAGCGAUGCGAGGACUGCGAGGACCAGUCAUGAGGAGGAGGAGGAGGAGGAUGAGGAGAGUAAUAAUGCCUCCACCUCUCGAUUGCCCCCUGAUGACAGGGACAAUACGGCCGCGGUGCUCGGCCCUAGUUCCUCUGCGAUCAAACUCCCUUCAGAGCCCAUCACUUCCUCGUCCGCUCUGUUGCCCUGGCUGGAAAGCAUCAAGCCGCCGCCCAAUCCCGCUCCCGGUCGGGCUCCUUCCUCCACGAUGACCUCAUCAACACCCGCCCAACUCUCCCACAUCAUCUCAGCCGCGGAGCGUACCACCUCCCUCUUAAGUCAACUAGAAUCGGCGCGCAUAAAUGUCGCAGAGCUCAAAGCGGGCUCACGCUCAGUAGAGGAGACGGCCGAGGAGUUGCGCAACGAAUCCGAAUCCUCCUCCUCAGGUCGUACCUCCUCGCACCAUCUCUCCCACCUGGUCUCGACCCUCGAUUCCCACCUGUCCUACUACUCCAUCCUGCCACAAGCGACCCAGUUCCUCUCCUCGCCCAAUCUGAACCAGGUCGUCCUAUCGGAGAGGUUCGGACCAACUAUGGCGCAGUGCGAUGCGGCGUACGAGUUCGUGCGCGCGCGCCCGCAUUGGAGGGAUGCGGCUGUUCAUCGUUUGAGGUUUGAGCAUUGCAUUACGCGAGGUGGGACGCUGGCGAGGAUGUGGGUUGUGGGUCGUUUCAAGGAAUUGGGAGCGCAGGUGAUUACAGGGCUAAAAGAGAGGGGGAAGGCUCUGCCAGCUGGUGGACAGGAUGGGACGCUAAUGGAGUUUGCAGACGCGGGAUUGCUGGGUAUCCUCUAUCCCUCUUAUGUCAACGCGGCGCAGGAGGUACGCUCCGUCCUCGCCGAGAUCACGAAGCGAUGCACUCGUCCUCGUCCUCGAGGGGGAGAGCACGGGAGCAACCAGGACACCACAGACGCAGAUGGCGGCGACGCCGAUGGAGCAUCUUCGCGCGGCGAACCACUUGACGAGUCGAGCAUGCUUCACGACUACCAAGGAGCUCAUCUUGGGAGCGAGGCCGACGAGGAAGAGGACGAAAUCCACAUACCCACCUUCACCGAGUUCGACACCUUACUGUCCGACUGUAGGGCAGCCUACUUUGACUCGAGGCGCAACGCGCUUCUGCCUUUGAUUGGCGCGGCCCUAGCAAAGAUUGAAGGGAGGGCGGCAAAGGCGGCGGGCGGUGCGGAGUCAGAGACGCAGUCGCAAUCACCGCUGGUUCUCUUCCUCUCUCAGAGUCUCAAGAUGCUCACACCCUUGCUCGGCAGCGAGUAUCGCCUCUACACCCUCUUCUUCGAUAUCCGUACCACCUCCCACGCUCACGUUCAGGGAGCUCCUCAAGGGUUGCUCGAUUUCCUCAGCUCCCUAAGCAAAGAACUCUCAGACCGGCUGCACCCUCGCAUCUAUGCCGAGUCUCGAUUGAGCGAGCUUGCCCGGCUUGCUGAAACCGUAUUAGAGGCAGGUCACGACGAUGAGCACGAGGGCAAGAUGCCCUCUCUCUUCUCCGUGAACGAUCCGCACGACUUCACUGCGCUCUUGCCUCGCUGGGAGCCCGCUCCCGAUCAUCAGGGCGCAACAGCGGAGCGCACCUGGUUACACGGCCCUCUUGUUAAGCCCGUCUACUCGGACAUUGCCGCGAGACUCACCUUUCGCGCUCGCGCUAUCCUGCAGGGGAGGGACGUUGCGGGAUACACGCCGGCGGAUGAGGGGGAGAUGCUGCAUGCUAUCAGAGCUAUCAAAGCUCGAGCCGCGGAUGCAGAGGUGGACGUGCACGCGGAUGUGCAGAGUAAAGGGAGGAGAAAACGCAAAGCGAGAGACAGCAGUCGCAGUCUCAGCGCAUCGUCCUCUUCUCUCUUCCCCCCUCUUCUACACUCAAUACCUGGCCUGCUCCCCUCUCCCGCGCCCUCCGCAUCCUUCACACUCUUCACCCCGUCCUCUCGCGCUCCACCCUCGCCGAGCUGGGCGUCGAAGCAGUGCAGUGCGUUCGAGGAACAUUGCGUCGUCAGCAGUCCGCCCCGCCAGGUCAAGGGAGGGACUCGCUCGACCUCUCCCUCUAUCGUCUUCGCUCCAGCCUACUCCUGCGCGAGCUGAGCGCCAGUGUGGACCUGAGCCUCGCACAGCCCUGCAGGGCGGACGAGCUCUUGAUGACAGGGCUGGGCGCGGCAUCGGGAGGGACAGGCCCGCCGACGCUCGAUGUCGGUGCGGUGAGCAAGGUUGUGGGUGGCCUGUUGGACGCCGUCAGGCGCGGUUGGGCUAGCUCUGCGGGGGGAAGGGAGCAGCCACCCCAGCCCGCGGGCGUGGUAGGGGUGGGAGGAGCAUUGGCGCAAGAUGUCGCAGCGUGCACGCGCUCUGUUCUGGACGAGAUCGUUGCGCAGCUCGAGGCGCCGGGGAGGAAGGGAGUCGCAGGUGAGGGUGAGGGCGCGGCUGA